Aspergillus vadensis CBS 113365 is the source of this 439-nucleotide messenger RNA. RefSeq lists its product as uncharacterized. Lineage: Eukaryota; Fungi; Ascomycota; Eurotiomycetes; Eurotiales; Aspergillaceae. The transcript has a single exon. The record is from RefSeq and is a predicted model, not a curated record. The coding region runs from base 152 to 397 and encodes 81 amino acids.
CGUAUCUAUACUGGCCUGGCGCGAAUACGAGUUGAAUCACUAGAUUGUCUGCCGGUGUCGCUGGAUUUCCGAGGACCUUGAAUAAGAUUUAAAGAAGCAAUAGCAGCGGGCAUAUAGCCAAUGACGAGGCAAUUGGUGGCAAGCCGGUUGGAUGACGUCGGCACCGGGAUUCGAGUCCGUCUGGCGCUUAAGACUGACUAUUGAUGGGCCAAGGUGCAGGAAGAUGAAUAGGACAAGAGACAACGGACUGAUGAGGACUGCAACAUAUACAUGGUCUAGAAUAGCAGAACAGAAGGAUAGAAGCAGAGUGAAAGUAGAAAUCAACACCAAGCAGGGAGAAGAAAAAUUUGAGGAGGCGACGAGUCUCGACCCGAUGGAUUUGGAAAAUGCAAAUUAAUUAAUUUUCACAAAGAGAGGGAGUAACUGGAUAGAUCGACAG